CUGGGCGUGGUUUGGGCCGAUGUGAGCUGGUUGUUGUCGGGCACAAGAAGCGCCGCGGUUUGUUUUUUCGUUUGGCUAAUUUAUUCCUUUUAAUUGUUUUAGAUAUGGAUAUCCACAAGCCCAGGAAUAGCAACCACACUUCACCCUCACUGAAGUUGUCCAAUGGCUACAUUCUACCUGAGGGCAAAUUGACUCCUAAUGCCCUCUUUGUUGGUGGGAUUGACAUGAAGGUGGAUGAAAAUGAAAUGCGGGACUUCUUUGCCAGAUAUGGUGCUGUUAAGGAAGUGAAAAUUAUCACGUACCGUGGAGGAAUCUGCAAAGGGUAUGGGUUUGUGUACUUCAAUGAAGAUGUCAACAUUCAGUCAAUCAUCGAGCAACAGAUAAGUUUUAAGGGCCGGAAACUCAAGCUGGGCCCUGCCAUCAUGAAAGAAAGGAGCUCUCGGUCCAUGCCAUCCCGUCUGGUGGGCCCAGCUCCAUGGAUGAGCCCCACUCAGUACUUCUACUGCGCUUGCUGCUCACCCGUAGGAGGCGGUAUGGCACAACCUUCACCCAUCCUCAGCGGAGGCAGCCCCUACAAUCAGCCGUACUCCUACUCCAACUUUGGAGGGGUCGUGAUCCCACAGAUGCCAAUGAACUACGCACAGAACGCUUAUGCCUACCAGUACACUCCACCUCAAUGGAUGGCGGACCAGAGGACACGGCCUGUCAAUCAGAACUUUGUGGACUGUGGAGUCCAGACUAUGCUGACUGUGCUGUAGUCCAGAGCUACUGAGCCCCUUGCCAGAUACAAGCUACAGUGAGUCAAAAUGCAGACAGGAUCACAUCUUGAUGUUACGGACGGCUAGAAGCAACCCAACUCCCUCGCACUGUUUCCAGAAAGCCCUCCCCUCUCCUUUCCUUCCCUCAACUUCUGAGACCCAUUUUAACACCAGACUGCAGGAGCUCUCUCCACUCAAACUGUACCAGUUUGAUCACAGUCACUUUGACCACAACUGGUAGGGACCACAGUCGCGCGGUCAGACGCUUUUAACCCCACGUGGAUCACAGUAACAGUCACACAUGAAGAGCAGAGCACCCUCACCGUACCAGCUGAUAUAUGGGCUCACAUUCUUUUUUUGUUGUUUUGUUUUCCUUUGUUCAUUAUCCCAAACAAAAAAGACUUUUAAGCUCACCCUUUGUG
Morone saxatilis (striped sea-bass) is the source of this 1180-nucleotide messenger RNA. RefSeq names its product deleted in azoospermia-like (gene dazl). Lineage: Eukaryota; Metazoa; Chordata; Actinopteri; Moronidae. The transcript has 10 exons. The record is from RefSeq and is a predicted model, not a curated record. Gene Ontology annotation, molecular function: mRNA 3'-UTR binding. Bases 105 to 758 code for a protein of 217 amino acids.